AUGGCGGAUAGGACAAUCUGCAUGUGCUGCUGCUUCAGGAGGAGAUCGGAAAGCCGCCUGUCCCUCACCCCUGGGCACGUGGUGGUGAAGAAGAAGCUGAGAUUGUGCGAGGUGGUCGUUUCAUAUAGCCCUGUGAGACCAGAACAACUGGAGCUCAGCGUGGGAGAAGUCAUUGAGGUCCUCAGAGAGGUUGAAAGUGGCUGGUGGCUGGGGAGAAAGAACGGAAAGAUUGGAUGUUUCCCAUCCAAUUUUGUUGUGGAAGUUGACCGGGCGGAAGGUUCCAGCAGGAAAGAGCAAGAAGGGCCAAGUUCAGACCUCUAUGCAAACUUCCCACCGGAUUCGGAAAAGAUGCUGGUCAGUGGGACGGCUGGAGAAUCAAAGGAACCAGCUUUUGGAUCAGCACAUCCCCAAGAAAAUGAUGGAUGCGUUGAAGAAACUGGACAGAAGAUAGCCAAGGAAUACUACGAGGCCGUGUCUGACUAUCAUGCAGGGGCCGAGGAUGAACUCAGUCUGCACAAAGGAGAUGUUAUCCUUGUGUUAGAAAAGGACACAGGGGAAGAAGGCUGGUGGGAAGGAUAUGUGAAUGGAAACGAGGGGCUAUUUCCUGACAACUACGUGGUCCCUUAUGCAGGCACAAAAGCGGUGCAAAAGGAACCAUCACCAGGAGACACGACGGUUGCAGAAAUCUUGAAUCGCGCACAUACAACAUGGUGGAGUAAUGCCAUAUACAAUUCAGCCAAGGAGUACUACAAGGCAGCGUCUGAUUACGUUGCAACAACUGAAGAUGAACUGAGUCUACACAAAGGAGAUGUCAUCCUAGUGUUAGAGAAGGACACGGGAGAAACUGGCUGGUGGAAAGCAUGUGUGAACGGACGACAGGGACUUAUCCCAGACAAGCUCAUGGUCCCUUACGCAGGUACAGAAGAGGUGAAACAGGAGCUUCUGCCAGGAGAUGUGAUGGAUGCAGGUAUCUAUGAGAAGAAAGAGCCCAAGACUGGACGAUCAGAGUCUGCUGUCAAGCACAACCUGAUGCCUCCCAGAAAGGUUCCACCUCCUGUGAAAGUGAAGCCACAGUUAACAAGCCUGUCUAAAGUUGGUGGGGAACAGGCGCCGACUCCUCGGGAACUCAGCAAACCAGCCAGAGAAAGGAGCAUUGAUUCAGAAUCUCUGACGUUUGACGCAGUGGUACCAUCUGCAGAGACACUGAAGCACUUGACGGCAGAUAGACCCAGGGCCCAGGGGCGAAGACCACCCACUCACCUCAGAGCUGCAGCUGCUCAGAAUGCCGAGGGGUCAGUGUCACCACUAGUACCAGCUAAAGUCAAGCCUCCACCUGCCCAACUGUUUGAGCCGCCAUCAAUCCAAAGGCAUCAGUCUACUGCAGCGAGAGCAGGCCCAGUUCCGGCUAGCGCAUCAAACAAAACACAGAGACACGAAGAAAGGGGGGACAAGGUGGAUCCUGUAGCAGGCCUGCAAGAGGAACUGAAGAGUCUGAAAUUAUCCUUCAACCUGCUGAAGAAUCAGCAUUCGAGAGAUGUAAUUGACUUAAAAGAAGAGAUUGCCAAGGAGCGACUCAAAUGGCAUACACUGCAGGUGGAGGUUGAAAAUCUGAAAAAAUUGAUGACAUUGCUGCCAGAGCACUAACCUCGAUCAGACCUUCCCUCCCUCUCCUCUGCUGGAUACAGGGCACAUGUCCAGCACCGGAGAAGCCAAUACCAGACUCUUUCCUGUGAUACAGCACUGCGAGUCUCACAACCCUGAACCUGGCUCCUGCUGUUACAGGAUCUUUACAGGCUUUUCUUGUGUGCCCUCUGCCGAAUCCCAUGGGCAUCAAGAAUCUUCAGGAAUCCUGAGAUGUGAAGCUCCACACAAAUCUGAAAGUAGGACUUGAAAAGACUCAAUAUUUGUGACAACUUUCAAUACACCCAAUAGCUGUCAAUAAAAUAAUUUCUGAAGUGUGGUUGUUGUUGUACUGUGAAUCCAAUAUGUCAAUUGGGUAAAAGGCACUGCCUGGACUUCUAUCCGUAGUCUCUGCCUUCACAUCCAGUCGAGUGUAUGGAACUCUUUCAGUACCUGACGUUCUAAGGAUCCAAGUCACAAACACUGCAAUGAAUGAAAUUGGAUUGCAUUUUGGGUGAUGAGGCAGUGAAAAUGGUGCAGCGUCUGGUUAAGGCUGGGAAAAGCCUGGGAUGAAUUGUUCCAGGUGCACCCAAGGCAAAUGCAGAUACCCAGUGUGUUCCUGGCUUCUUGGCGCGAGAAAACAGCAAACGAAAUGGUGG
Molecule: messenger RNA, 2279 nt
Organism: Hypanus sabinus (Atlantic stingray)
Lineage: Eukaryota; Metazoa; Chordata; Chondrichthyes; Myliobatiformes; Dasyatidae
Product: CD2-associated protein-like
Exons: 18
Coding region: 1-1644 (547 amino acids)
Molecular function (GO): protein binding
Source: RefSeq, a predicted model, not a curated record